AGCUCUCUCAUUCACUCACCAAAGUAAAGAGAAACAAUGGCGUCUUCUUCUCUUGCUACAUUGUCCCAAGUCUUACCUUCCUCAUCAACCAAACAUUCUUCUUCCUUGUCUCCUUUCCAAUCUUCUUCUUUCCUCAAAAUCAACGGUUCCACUUCCUUCAUCCCCUCCUCUAUCUCCCUCACUUCACGUGGCACAUCCUCCACGACCAUCAUCCCACGUGCUGCUGCCGCUGCAGGAUCUGACGACUCUAACGAAGCCGUAGCCAACACGACCUUCCACGGUCUCUGCUAUGUCUUGAAAGACAACAUAGACACCGACCAGAUCAUACCAGCAGGAGCCGCUUGCACUUUCCCAACGAACCAACAAGAACGUGACGAGAUCGCUGGUCACGCUCUCUCUGGUCUCCCAGACUUCCACAAAACCCGGUACGUUGAGCCAGGAGAGAACAGAUCAAAGUACUCGAUCAUAAUCGGUGGAGUAAACUUUGGUUGCGGAUCGUCACGUGAACAUGCUCCAGUCUGUCUCGGAGCAGCUGGAGCUAAAGCCAUAGUUGCUCAGUCUUACGCAAGGAUCUUUUUCCGUAACUCAGUGGCUACAGGAGAGGUGUUCCCGCUAGAGUCAGAGGUUAGAGUUUGUGACGAGUGUAAGACUGGUGACACGGUGACGAUCGAGUUGACUGAAACUGGUGGUUUGUUGACUAAUCACACAACCGGGAAAAACUAUAAUCUAAAGUCGAUCGGUGAUGCAGGACCGGUUAUUGACGCUGGUGGUAUUUUCUCUUAUGCGAGAAUGAUGGGAAUGAUUCCAUCAUUAGCUUAAAUCAUCUUCCACAAAAUCAUUACGUUCUCUGUUGUAUGCACACUACACAAGUCUCUGUUUUCGAAUAUGUGUGUUUAGAGUUCUCUAUUUCUUAACUUCUUUGCUUGUUACUUUGUUUUGUAAUAUUGGUGUUGUUACCUAAAGAAUAAGAAAUCAAAAAGGUCAAUCUAUCAUAUUGGUUAAGUAA
Molecule: messenger RNA, 1006 nt
Organism: Camelina sativa (false flax)
Lineage: Eukaryota; Viridiplantae; Streptophyta; Magnoliopsida; Brassicales; Brassicaceae
Product: 3-isopropylmalate dehydratase small subunit 2
Source: RefSeq, a predicted model, not a curated record